Xyrauchen texanus (razorback sucker) is the source of this 1346-nucleotide messenger RNA. It is a transcript of the gene eapp, whose product is annotated as e2f-associated phosphoprotein. Gene Ontology annotation, biological process: positive regulation of cell population proliferation. The transcript has 6 exons. The record is from RefSeq and is a predicted model, not a curated record. Gene Ontology annotation, cellular component: nucleus. Lineage: Eukaryota; Metazoa; Chordata; Actinopteri; Cypriniformes; Catostomidae. The coding region runs from base 67 to 984 and encodes 305 amino acids.
AAGUGUUUGGGAAUUGACAUACGCGUACACUUUCUUGUGUUCUAUUUAAAACACGAGAAAAAAAAAAUGAACCGAAAAGACGAUUAUGAUUCAUAUGAAAUUGAAGAGCCGAGCGACGAGGAAGGGGCGGGAAGCAGUUCUGAGGAUGAGUUGGACAUCCUUCUCAACGGCACACCGGAUCAGAAGAGAAAGCUCAUCAGAGAGUAUCUGACAGGGGAGAGCGAGUCCUCCAGUGGAGAUGAGUUUGAGAAGGAGAUGGAGGCUGAGCUCAGCAGCACAAUAAAGACAAUGGAGUGCAGCUGGACAGCCUCCUCAACUCAAGGCCAAACCUCUGGGACCAGUGACGGCACCUCCACAGCAACCAAACAGCCAUCUCGGGAGUAUGACAGCAUUUACUUUGACUCAGACUCUGAUGAAGAUGACACAGCUGGCAGCUCUCGGGGUCAGAGGAGGAAGCAGCGCUCUCUACUCACAAAUGAUGAGCUGUUAUAUGACCCGGAUAAGGAUGAUCGGGAUCAGGCGUGGGUGGAUGCUAAAAGAAAAGAGUACAGAAAUCAGAGGCGCCUACCUCCUUCAGCAAACAGAAAAAACAAGCCCCCGGCUCUUCCAAGCAGUGAUGCUGUUCUCAACUGUCCAGCCUGUAUGACCACCCUGUGCCUGGACUGUCAGAGACAUGAGAAAUAUCGAACACAGUACAGAGCCAUGUUCGUGAUGAACUGCACUGUCAACAAAGAUGAAGUGCUGCGGUAUAAAACGGCCAAUAAGAGAAAACAGAACCGGUGGAGGAAGAAAGCUCGUCAGGAGUCCACAUCCACAGAGGCAGAGAUGGAGACAGAAGCUGGCCUGACUGAUGCACGCCUAGCGGGAAUGGACGAAGAGGAGAUGUAUUAUCCAGUCAAAUGCACAGAAUGCUCCACUGAAGUGGCGGUUUUUGAUAAAGAGGAAGUGUACCAUUUCUUCAACAUUCUUGCAAGUCACUGCUGAGGACAUUUGCUGGACUUGUAAAUAAGUUUUGGUUCGUUUUAUGUAGUGCAGCAUAGAAGAAACCAGUAAACUUUAGGGUAAAGAGAGAUAUGAAAGUUAUUUGGGGUUGUUUGCGACAAGUGGUUAUGUUGUUUUAUGUAUAAGUGUUAACACUUUAAUAUGAUCCAUCGUGUACAUUAUAUUUCAUAGCUCCAUGAAGGUUUUUCGUUUGCCUCUUUUGAGGUAUGUUCUUUCCUUUUAGGACAUUUUUUUUUUUAUACCCACAAGGAACAUAAUAAUUUUGAAUUAAACAAUAUAAUAUGACCUGAACAUGCUUAAAAGCUUUUUACACCACUGGAAAAGCAAUUCAGGAAAACACUUUA